Gadus macrocephalus (Pacific cod) is the source of this 7245-nucleotide messenger RNA. RefSeq names its product XK, Kell blood group complex subunit-related family, member 6a (gene xkr6a). The record is from RefSeq and is a predicted model, not a curated record. The transcript is spliced from 5 exons. Gene Ontology annotation, biological process: phosphatidylserine exposure on apoptotic cell surface; engulfment of apoptotic cell; apoptotic process involved in development. Gene Ontology annotation, cellular component: plasma membrane. NCBI's taxonomy places the organism in Eukaryota, Metazoa, Chordata, Actinopteri, Gadiformes, Gadidae. Bases 1310 to 3028 code for a protein of 572 amino acids.
GUGUGUGAGCAUGUGUGUGUCUGUGUUUGUGUGUGUGAGUGUGUGUGUGAGUGUGUGUGUGUGUGUGUGAGUGUGUGUGUGUGUGUGUGUGUGUGUGUGUGUGUGUGUGUGUGUGUGUGUGUGUGUGUGUGUGUGUGUGUGUGUGAGUAUGUGUGUGUGUGUGUGUGUGUGUGUGUGUGUGUGUGUGUGUGUGUGUGUGUGUGUGUGUGUGUGUGUGUGUGUGUGUGUGUGUGUGUCUGUCUGUGAGUAUGUGUGUGUUUGUGUGUGUGGUUGAGGGGGGGUUGGUUCGGUGACAUGGCUGGAUGAUUAAGACACGUGAGAUGCAGCCUCCGCACACGGAGCCAGAAAACGUGGGGAACAAACGCGCGUCCGAGCGCGUGCGUCAGAGAGAGAGCUCGAGAGCGGAGGAGAGAGAAUGUGGAGGAGGAGUGGGGGAUGGGGGGGCAUCCUCACGCCGUUUGGUUUAGCUCACGCACACUACGUAAGCGGAGCGCGUCACCCUGCAUCACUGUGUGUGUUUGCGCGUCCGCGUGCAGAUGCGGGCUGACCUCGACCGCCGGCAGAGAGCGCUAUGGUGAGCGCGUGGGAAACGGCGCAGAGGGCUCGAGCUGCGGAACGGAGCGGACCCGGGUUGCAGUGGUGACAGGCUCGGCGGUGUGUGUGCGCGUGAGUUUUGUGUCUGGCGGGAUAAGGUCGAGGGAGCUCGCGGACAUACUCAUCUCGUGCGGGGCAUUUGAUGUUGUUUUGAACUGUCUCUCAUUGGAUGACGUCAAACUAAUCAAAGAGCUGAACCCCGCAAGCCGGUGACUGAUCACGAGCCCCCGGAGCACCGCUGGGGAUGCAUGACGUCAUAGCCUCCCACCGUCGCCCCAGAUGACCGCGCGCAGGACGGGACGACGACUACGGUGAUGAUGAUGAGGAUGAUGAUGAUGAUGAUGCAGGGCCGUCGGACGACACCGGAUACGGUUUCCGUUGCUUCUUCUUCAUCAUCUGCUGCUGCGGCUGCCGCCCCCCUCGAGCGUCCGGCGGCGGGGUCUCGCGCGGAGGAGGAGGAAGGGGAGCCGCCGUCGUGCGGCCACGAGCUCUAGAUGGCUCCUCGCGUCCCGCUUGGGAAAGAGACACAGUCGCCGCGACCAGAGAGGUGUGAGGAGGAGGAGGAGGAGGAGGAGGAGGAGGAGGAGGAGGAGGAGGAGGAGGAAGAGGAGGAAGAGGAGGAGGAGGACGAAGAGGAGGAAGAGGAGGAGAGGAAGGGGAACAUAAGCGAGGAGGAAGAAGCGGCCAGCAGGAGGGCUGCAGGAAGAGGAGCAACAUGGCCGCGCAGUCGGACGGCGGGAAAACCGGGGUGACGUACGGCGGGUUCGCGCAGCUGUACGAGGGGCACGAGGAUGAUCCGCUGGACUCGGCCGCCAUCCACAUCUGCCAGUGCUGCCGCACGUCCUCGUGCUACUGGGGCUGCCGCUCCGCGUGCCUGGGCCACCUUGGGGGCGCGCACCCGCCCGGCGCAGUGGGCGUCCGCGAGACCCACUGCCCACCGCGCGAGCAGCUGUGGCUGGACUGCCUCUGGAUCGUUCUCGCGCUGCUCGUGUUCUUCUGGGACGUGGGCACGGACCUGUGCCUGGCGGCGGACUACUAUGGCCGGCGGGACUACCUGUGGUUCGGCCUGACGUUGUUUUUCGUGCUUGUGCCCUCGGUGCUCGUGCAGAUCCUGAGCUUCCGAUGGUUCGUGCAGGACUACACGGGGGGGGGGCUGGGGGUGGUGGAGGGGCUGACCCGGCGGGGCGCGGCGGGGCUGAGCGCCGUGGACCCCCCCGGGAGGGACCGGCUGCGGCUGGCCUCCGUCUGGCUGUGGCAGGCCGUCAUCCACAUCCUGCAGCUGGGACAGGUGUGGAGGUACAUACGGACUCUCUACCUGGGCAUCCAGUCGCGGCGGCAGCGCGAGCACCAGCGGCGCUGGUACUGGGCCAUGAUGUUUGAGUACGCCGACGUCAACAUGCUGCGGCUGCUGGAGACCUUCCUGGAGUCGGCACCCCAGCUGGUCCUCCAGCUGUGCAUCAUGAUCCAGGAGAACCGUGCAGAGAGACUGCAGUGCGUGUCAUCCCUGGCCUCGCUCCUCUCCCUGGCCUGGGUGUUGGCCUCCUACCACAAGCUGCUGCGGGACUCGCGGGACGACCAGCGCAGCAUGAGCUACCGCGGUGCGCUGCUGCACCUGCUGUGGCGUCUGCUGACCAUCUCGUCGCGGGUGUUAUCACUGGCGCUGUUCGCCUCGCUCUUCCACCUCUACUUCGGCAUCUUCGUGGUGCUGCACUGGUGCGCCAUGGCCUUCUGGGUAGUGCACGGAGGCACAGACUUCUGCAUGUCCAAGUGGGAGGAGGUGCUGUUCAACAUGGUGGUGGGCAUCGUGUACAUCUUCUGCUGGUUCAACGUGCAGGAGGGCCGCACACGCUACCGCAUGCUGGCCUACUACAGCGUGGUGCUGGCCGAGAACACCCUGCUCACAGGCCUCUGGUAUGCAUACCGGGACCCGGCUCUGACCGACUGGUAUGCGUCUGAGGCGCUGUGCGGCGUGUACCUGUGCUUCGCCGGCGGCGUCCUGGUCAUGCUGCUGUACUACGGCUUCCUCCACCCGGCCUCCGCCCACCUCUCGCCCAGCCCCGCCUCCUCCUGCUGCGCCCAGCUGCUGUGGGGGCUCCCGCUGCCCCCCUCAGCCCCUCCCUCCGCCCCACCCACCCCGGCACACCUGGCCCGCUCGCAGACGGAGGAGGACCUGGCCGACGACACCUGCCUGCCCGUGUUCCAGGUGCGCUCCUCGGCCUCGGCGGCGGCAGCGGCGGCGGCCAGGCUGGAGGGCCCGCUCAUCAAGAUCGACAUGCCCAGGAAGAGGUAUCCGGCCUGGGACGCGCACUACGUGGACCGCCGGCUGCGGCGCACCAUCAACAUCUUGCAGUACAUCACGCCGGCCGCCGUUGGAAUCCGCUACCGUGACGGCCCACUUCUCUACGAGCUGCUGCAGUACGAGUCCUCGCUCUGAGUUCCCGGGGCCGGGGGGUGGGGGGGGAUGCUCUACGAGCUGCUGUAGUACGAGUCCUUGCUCUGAGGGCCAGGGGCCGGGGGGGGGGGGGGUGCCCGCUGCUCUAUGAGCGGUUGCAGUACGAGUCCUCGCUCUAAGGGCCAGGGCCCGGGAACGGACGGACGCACGGACGGACGCAAAUAUGCAAGGACACAGAUGCGUCACGUCAGAGGGGAUGCAGUGUGUCCGGUGUGUGAGUGGGAGAGAGAGUGUGUGUGUGUGUGUGUGUGUGUGUGUGUGUGUGUGUGUGUGUGUGUGUGUGUGUUUAGAGAUCAAUGCGGGAAAGAGUUGCUGUUCACUCCCAAACUGUGUCAAAUAGAAAGCACAGGAACAGUGAUGGGACCCUGUCACAAGCAAACAGGCACACACAUACACACGCUGGUUUCCAGAAAUCCAGCGUUGACGUGAUGCUCCACAACAAUGUGUCACAUUCGGACAUGCAAACGCACAAAGACAUGGGCACAGACACACUCACAAACACACACAAACACCUGCUGUGAUCUCAGGCCUGUGAGUCUAAUACGAUGACUCAACAAGCUGCUUCGGUUUGAGCUCUGUCUCUUUCUACCUCUUUUCUUUGUUUCUCUACCUCUCUCUCUGUCUCAAUCCUUUCUGUUCUGUUCUCACUCUCACACUCUCUCUCUCUCUUUCCAUCUUUUUUGCUCCGUCUCUCUCUCUCUAUCUCUCUCUCUACCUCUCUCUCUCACCCCUACCUCUCCUUUGGCUCUUUUCAUUUCACUCUGUGUUCUGCUGUGAUAAAAAAAAUCUCUUCAAAACAACAACAACCAUAACAGCAACAACAACAGCAGUUGGCAAAAACAAACACAUACAGAGCUGAAGCACACGCGUGGCUACCUGCAUGCCUUCUUGGUGUCCCACGUCUUUAUACAAACCGGUCUGGAAGAAGCUGGAAGAGGCCGGUCUGGUCUAUUAUCAGUAGUGAACCCAGUGUUAGCUGAACAAGGGGCUGGAUAUAUUUUUAUGGAGAGAAGGCUUCUCAGCUGGUUUCUUUGUUUGGUUUUAUUCUUCCUCGGAGGUUCAUGGCUGGCAGUCCAGAGUCUCUCGGGAUAUGCCGGAAAACAUGCAUUGUCAACAAAUAUUUGAUUGAAGGUAUGUGUUGGUGUGUAUGUGUGUGUGUGUGUGUGUGGGGGGGGGGGGGAUAUUCAAGCACUGGAUACUUCGACAACUCUCAAGCACACAGUGGUUAAGGUUUAAUGUGGGUGCUUCUUCCCCUGUGGUGCUCUGUCUCUACAGUUAAUAUUAACAGUAUAUUAACUGUCUCACAUUGUUUAUAUAUAUAUAUAUAUAUAUAUACAUAUAUAUAUAUAUAUAUAUAUAUUCAUAUAACUGUGUCGUACAGGUCAUAUACAGUGAGGUGGUCUGUUAACAUCCUGUUACAGUGCGCUGUGCACUUUGUUGAACAUUUGAGUAAAAUCAGCUUCGGUCCUCAUGUACAUAAGUGAGUGUAAAACACUAAGCACAGCACAAUGAAUAUACAGGGCAUUUUGUGUUUUUCUGUGUGUGUGUGUGUGUGUGUGUGUGUGUAUGUGUGUGUGUGUGUGUGUGUGUGUGUGUGUGUGUGUGUGAGAGAGAGAGAGAGAGAGAGAGAGAGAGAGAGAGAGAGAGAGAGAGAGAGAGAGAGAGAGAGAGAGAGAGAGAGAGAGAGAGAGAGAGAGAGAGAGAGAGAGAGAGAGAGAGAGAGAGAGAGAGAGAGAGAGAGAGAGAGAGAGAGAGAGAGUGUGUGUGUGUGUGUGUGUGUGUGUGUGUGUGUGUGUGUGUGUGUGUGUGUGUGUGUGUGUGUGUGUGUGUGUGCACGUGCGCGUGCACGUGCUGUAGCUUCCAAUUAUCUUAUUUCCUUUCCGGGGGGGAUUGUGGGUGAUGAAGUCCCCACUCUCCCAACCCUUCACAUCACCCUUUUUGUUGCUUAAUUUCUAAUGCCUACAUGUCGUCAUGCCCGUGAUUCACCCCAGACGUGACGCUUGUUGCAUUCAUUAUGUUUGUUGUCCCCUGCAAGGCGAGCUGUUGCGGAGCUGGUCGGCAGGGGUCUCCCACCCUGUACCGUAGAGCCUAACAUCACAGGCGCUCUCAUCAUUGCGAUAACGAGGGAGCACGAGACCCGCUGGCAUGGCGGUUAGCCCGCUCACAUGACUCCUAGCCACGGGAACAACAACAACAACAACACGUUGCCUCUGUGAUGACGAGAGGUGUCAUGGCUUAUUAGGAACAACUGCUGUUGGCAGAGAGCGAUGACACAUACACAGGACACAUAGCCCAAAGACAACGAUAUGACAUCGGUUCACAUGUAAGAUCGUAUACAAACAUUCUAGUCGCAAGCUCCAACUCCUGGAGAUUUAAAGGGGUGUAUUUAAGCUAUUGUUGUUGACGUACACGUCUUAUUGGAUUUGAAACCACAGAAAAGUAUUGACAUCAAGAAAAUUCCAUAUUAUAGUAAGAAAAUAUAUUAUUUCAAUAAUAACCCAGCCCCCUAAAAUGCGAAAAACGCCUAGCAAGAGUAGUAAGCUUUGGUCGUGCUAUUUGUGUCUCACAUGCAUUUAUUCAGAUUGUUUUAUAUUUAAUUAUCGGUUUUGUAUUGUUCCAUGUUAUGUCAUGGUUUAAUUUCCUAACUUAAGCGAUGAGCAUUUCGAGGAGAUAGUAGAGCAAUCCCUUUGACGUGACAAAACGUUAAAAUCUUCAGCGGUGCCUCGAAGCUUGGAGCUAGGAGGGCUUUUCUGCGGUGCUACAACAUAACAUACGCAGGCUCCACUGUCCUGAACAUUGUCAGCUGACAAACUAAACAACUACAUUUGGCAAGCCACAGGUCCUCAUAUGAUAGCCAGUUGCUAACCGCCAACUAGCUUAGUUCCACUUUUUUCGAAUGGUGCAACUGUGACUCAUUUCUAUACGGUGCAAUAGAGGCAGGUCUUAUUGUCUCUCUCUUAGAGGUCUAGGGUGCAGUAACUCCAGCAGCCCUUCACAUCUCUGCCAAGGCUUUAGGCCCACCCCCUAGACCAAACACACAACUGCUCUUCCUGUCCUGCAGAAGCUAUGCAAGUCGCCGAAGCAGAGAGACACACACACACACACACAAACCCCAAGGACACACACUUACAAAUACACCAAUACAUACACACACAUACACACACAAAUGGGCAUGCACAGACAGAGCAGUACAAAGGUACACACUUCUGCACACACACACUGUUGCAAAUGUAACUACACAUACACUCAAACACGCAUGCAUACAAAUACUAAUAUAUUCACACACACCAUGACAAGGACAUAAAACACUCGAUAUAACACACUUGUGCAGACCCACACUUAUGCAAACUCACUUGUUCACACACACAUGUGCACAGACAAUUGUGCAAACACACACAUGCACAUACACACUUGUGCAGACGAACACUUGUGCCAACACACAUGUGCACACACACACUUGUGCAGGCACACACGUGCACACACAUACGUGCACAUAAACACAUGUGCAAACGAACACUUGUACACACACACACACGUGCACACAAACGGGCCCACACAAACAUACAGUCCUGGUUCGCCUCCACUCCCUGUUUGAUAUGGGAUCAAAGUUCACCUGGUGCUACUGAGGAAGGCCACGUACACUCACGUGCAUGUGUAUUUGCACAAGACACAAGUGACAGCCAAAAACUCCUUCACAUGUUUGUAACUCAAACAUACAAAAGAAACAUACAAAUAAUGUAAAUGUGUAGGAUUAUAGGGCGACGGACAAAUAACAACUUAUCCCUUUAGUGUGGGCUCUGGGCUGUGUAAAUACUGUGUUGUCAGUGCACACAACAUCACACACACUUAUUCUGGUUCAAGAGACACAGUGACACGGAUGGGAGGGAAUCCAUGAAACUUUAUCGUUGAUAAAUGCCACAGCUUCCGUCAUAAGGUGGGCAUGGGUGCAUGAGGCCCAUCUGAGACAGGCUUUUGUUUGAUGGUUUUUCAUACUUUGUGUUUAGAUUUUGUUUUACUAUUUACCGUUAUUUUUGGGGUAGGGUUUUGGUUCACCCACAGUUGAAUAGAGUUGAAUAUCUGUCUAAUGUAUGAAUUUACAAAAAGUAUUGACAAAAAAAAAAGAACAGCCUAGCACAUGAAGAACUUGGAGAACUUGACAUGAUUGAGGUCAGAUCUAAAGAGUAUUGUCCGUUAUUCUU